Messenger RNA from Canariomyces notabilis, 2584 nucleotides. RefSeq lists its product as uncharacterized. Lineage: Eukaryota; Fungi; Ascomycota; Sordariomycetes; Sordariales; Chaetomiaceae. Gene Ontology annotation, cellular component: nucleus. The record is from RefSeq and is a predicted model, not a curated record. The transcript is spliced from 4 exons. The coding region runs from base 210 to 2438 and encodes 742 amino acids.
CAGGACCCAGCUCGGAAGGCUGGAUAUCGGCGUCCAUAAGCAGCUUGAGAGAGGGUUCAAUCUGCUCUCACUGCUUGUUUAAAGGGUCGGGUUCGCAACGGCAUCAACAGACAAUCCAGUGACCCUUAAACCGCCCAUCUGUACAGGGCCACUCCUCCUACACUCACCGACGGGAUUCUCACCUCCAGACUCAGAAAACACCAGCUUGAAUGUCUGCGACAAAGAUCCGUCAGCCGAUCUACAAGAAGAAGCCGCUCGAAACGGAGGGGACCUUGGGCCCUGCCCUCCUGGUCUCCUGCCCAUGUCUGCAUACAAGACGCAACCUCCCCAACUGCACGUAUUCUGCCCAGCCCUUUCCGACCCAGGAGACGGAAUGUUCUGCCUCGCACCUCAACCAGAUUGCUUUUGCCGCCAACAAUGCCACGUCGAGCCAUUACCUGGAGACGCAGGGAGCGCCGGGCGACAACAUCGACGUCCUAUCAUGCCAGCCAACUACGGGUUCGCCCGGGACCAGGGUGUCGUUGAAAGUGAUCAGCCACUACGAUUUACUUGGCCACGCAAUGACGACGGCAGCUCCCUUUGUUUCCAUCUUGUUUGGCUCACGGAAAUGCACAGGACAGGUUGCUAGAGACUUGCAGCACGGCGAAGGUGGCGGCACUUACACCAUCACUGCUGAAGCGCCGCAUUUCCCAGAUGAUCGUCCGUCUCUCGGCAACGUGCCUCUGACACUUCUUGUGAAAAGCGCGGGCGGCGAGGAAGUGGCACGAGUCAGCGUCGGCGUGUUCACGUAUUGCGAUGUCCGGUCCGUCACUGGGAGAGGUGAUGUGGAAGAUGGAGCCCCUGGUGACAGCAGGCAGCCGGGUCCGGGGUCACCCAAGACCGGAUCAGCUGUCCCACUCGGCAGCCCACCACACCAAGACUUGCAGGCGCGGACAAAACCAGUCAGCCCGGUUGUUGACCAUGCGCUCCCAGAAAGUUCAACUACAAAUGCUUAUAAUUUCCCUCCGAGCGUCUCGGCAGUCGGCGCCGCGCAGAUGCAUGCACAGGCUCCCGUCCACCACGAUUACACCGUUGCCGCCACCGGAGCCUACGGCCAAGGAGCCGGCAAUAUAAUGCCUGGAUACCGCGGGCCGUCUUUCGCGGACCACUGGGACCGUUACCCGCGCCCACCCCCAAUGCUCCGGUCCCCUCAAGGCGCCCCAUGGAUGUUUGGAGAUCCAAUCGAGCCCAUUCGGGCUUCGUCCACCGCCCUCUCCCACACGACACACGCUUCCGUCGCCCGAUCGAGCUCGACGCCGCUUCAACAUUUGAAUGCCGUAAUGCCACAGCUCGUCAGAACAAGCACACUGACUCAGCCCGCAAGCAACGGGUUUCCAGGUUAUGGGGUCUACCAAGAGAAGGUCACGCUAAAGCUCAUGGGCAAUCUUACCUCCAUGGCAGAGGGCUGGACACAGGAGGAGUGGGAAAGCAAGCGCAGGCUUGUUUUGUUCAGGAAACAGCAACACGGCAGCGUGCUGACAGUGACAUUCAAAGCUGUAAGCCCGGCAGAACGGCCACCGCAUAGCAUCUGCAUCAGCUGUAUAUGGUGGGAGGAGAAGCAUGCAUGCUACGUCACGUCGGUGGACACCAUUCACCUGCUUGAACAACUUCUUGCAGCCCCGAACCGCUUCGGCGUCGAGGAAAAGAACCGCAUCCGCAGAAACCUAGAGGGGUUUCAGCCAACCACCGUCAGCAAAGCCAAGGCCGAGAGCGAGGAGUUCUUCAAGGUUAUCAUGGGGUUUGGGAACCCAAAGCCGCGCAAUAUCGAGAAGGAUGUCAAAGUUUUUCAGUGGAAGGACUUGGCUCCGGCCCUUUUCAAGAUCAUCUCCAAGUACAGCGCCUCGACAGCAAGCGUCGUGACUCCGACCAGCUCACCUCAAGUUGUCACCACCGCAGGCCUCACUGGCGGGUAUGCCGCGCUGCCGCCGACCCCAGUCUCCACGCCUUCGGCUGUCGUGACAGAUACAUUAGCGGCCGCGAGUUACGUGAGCGCAGGCCAUCACUAUGCGGAUCCUCUAACAAGCCCACGGGGGCGAGUGACGAGAUCAUCGUCAUUGUCUACUUACAGGGCAGCGCGAAAAGGGAUGUCCCCAGCGUUGAAGAACAAUUCCCCUGUCGCUACUACGGCCGUUCGCAUCCCUACUUUGAACCUGCCAGUAAUCUACGAACCGAGGAGCACAAUACACAGCCUUACAUCGCCAUACGGCUUGUCCGGGCCGUCUCACCACAGCCAACACCACGGGCACGGAUCCUACAGUCACCAGGCCAUCCCCGUUUCGCAGAGCCAAACGCGGAGCUGGGAAACCUAUCCCGCGGAUAGCUAUUCCACGCAGGCCGGCAGCGCUCACAGCCAAGGAUACGGAGGUGCAGCAUACGGGGACGGAAGCCAGCGUGCUUGAGCAGGUGACCAAUCCCAGGCUAGGGUAGCAUCGCCCAAGCUCAUGGGGGCAAGUCAUCGCGGAAUGUUACCUACCAUACUUGCGCACGCUAGUGAUAAGCAGUGCCGGCGGCCCAGGGGGUGUGCAUGAGACGCGGCCGACGCGUG